Stylonychia lemnae is the source of this 1230-nucleotide messenger RNA. The record is from the annotation of a GenBank genome assembly. Lineage: Eukaryota; Ciliophora; Spirotrichea; Sporadotrichida; Oxytrichidae.
AUGGGUCGUGCAACUAGAACAAUGACUAGAUAGUCGAAAUCGCAAAGAACCUUUAAGAAGUUUUAGAGUCGUUAAGAGGAAAGUGAUAGAAAUCCAAGCAGUGCUUAGAUGGUCUCAAACAAGCAGCCUGAUUUGAAGCUAGUUCAACUUACUGAUGAAUAAGAGCGCAACAACAAGCUCAAAUUCGUCUAUGAGUUACCCAAGACACUGAAGGAGUUGAAGUAGCUUUUGAAAGAUCACUCUGAGGAUGAGCAGAAGAUUGUAGUAUAAAGAAUUAGAGAGUAUCAUAAUCCAGAUGCUAAUCCAGAUAAAUCAGAGUAGUUCAAAUUAUUCACAAUGAACCUUUUGAGGUACUAUGUCAAGUACAAUUCAAGCCAAGUUAUACUAAAUCACUUGAGAGAGCUUUGCUAUCAAGAUGGAACCAUUUUUGCAAGUUAUCUAAAGAAUAAAUUGAUUAAGAUUAUUGAGGGAGUAUAGCAAAUUAAGGAAACGCAUAGCGAUGAUGUUACAGAAAAUAUUUUGGAGUAAGUGAUAGAGACAUAGAGAGCAUUCAAUGAGGUGCUCUAAUGUCCUGAGAACAGUAAGUUGCUUGAUGCAUUGGAAUAGACAGUAGCUAAUAUUUAUUGCAUUUCUGAGUAUUUUAUGCCUUAAAAUAUAGAGUCUCUGUUUUUGAUUGCAGAAAAUGAUAUUAAGAUUACCUCUUAGCUGUAAAAGAAAUUCAACCCAGGUGUUAUUUAGAUUAUGCUAAAAUUAGCAGUAUUUCUAGGGAAGCAGGAAGCUAAAGCAGGCCUAGCAAAUAAAUACAAAAGUUUAUAUGAAAGUUUAAUCAGUAUUAUUAGAGAUUGCCAAGCUUCGUAGAUUAUGAUUAAAGAAAUAAAUAAGGCGAUUAGUAGUUCAAAGCUUUUGAGAAAAUCUUUUAAAAUUGAAAGUCUUGACCACAAAUAACUCUCUUAUUUAUAGCUAACUAAUAAAAAACUUAAGCCAUUGCCCUCUUACGCUCCGCUCAUUGAAGAAGAUUUCUUGCUAUUUAAAGACUUCAAGAUGAAGAAACCCCUGGAUGAGAAAACAAUGAAGAAAAAGAUGAAAAAAACUUAAAACGAUGCACUAAGAGAACUCAGAAAGGACACCACCUAGAUCCAAAUUCAAAGAGAAAAGGAGAUGCAAUACAAAAGAGAUCAGUUUAGAAAAACAGUAGUCAAGGCUGGCUCAAUUAAAGAAGAUCUUAAUUGA